CUCAGCUCUGCAAAGAGCUCCUCCCCCUCCAGGAAAAGCACUCCUCCCCAGGUAGGCCGGUCAGUCUGCUCAGCGCACCUGCAUGCACACACACCACCUCACAACCACACACUGCAUGCACACACACACACCACAGCCACACGCUGUGCAUACACGCACACCUCACAACCCACGUACUGCAUGCACACACACACCCACAAGCUGCAUGCUGCAUACACAAGUCAUACAGGAGAUAAACUCAGAGUAUCAGCCCCAAACAGACCCCAUCUCUUUCUCAGUUGCUGUCAUCCUAGACCUGUUUCUUUCACCACAUUUCUAUAAUCUGCCAGUGCCUGCAAGGAGAAGCAUGGGGGGUUUUCUAUCUAAGGCAGAAGGGCCUAGGAGCCAACUCCAGAAACUUCUGCCCUCCUUUCUUGUCAGAGAACAAGACUGGGACCAGCACCUGGACAAGCUUCAUAUGCUGCAGCAGAAGAGGAUUCUAGAGUCUCCACUGCUUCGAGCAGCCAAGGAAAAUGACCUGUCUGUUCUUAGGCAACUUCUACUGGACCGCACCUGUGACGUUCGACAAAGAGGAGCCCUGGGGGAGACGGCGCUGCACAUAGCAGCCCUCUAUGACAACUUGGAGGCAGCCUGGGUGCUGAUGGAGGCUGCCCCAGAGUUGGUCUUCGAGCCCACCACAUGUGAGGCUUUUGCAGGUCAGACUGCACUGCACAUCGCUGUUGUGAACCAGAACGUGAACCUGGUGCGAGCCCUGCUUUCCCACAGGGCCAGUGUCUCUGCCAGAGUCACAGGCACUGCCUUCUGCCAUAGUCCCCGCAACCUCAUCUAUUUUGGGGAGCACCCUUUGUCCUUUGCUGCCUGUGUGAACAGCGAGGAGAUUGUGCGGCUCCUCAUUGAGCAUGGAGCCGACAUCCGGGCCCAGGACUCCCUGGGAAACACAGUGUUACACAUCCUCAUCCUCCAGCCCAACAAAACCUUUGCCUGCCAGAUGUACAACCUGCUGCUGUCCUACGAUGGACAUGGGGACCACAUGCAGCCCCUGGACCUCGUGCCCAAUCACCAGGGUCUCACCCCCUUCAAGCUGGCUGCAGUGGAGGGUAACACUGUGAUGUUCCAGCACCUGAUGCAGAAGCGGAGGCACAUCCAGUGGACAUAUGGACCCCUGACCUCCAUUCUCUACGACCUCACAGAGAUCGACUCCUGGGGAGAGGAACUGUCCUUCCUAGAGCUUGUGGUCUCCUCUGAUAAACGAGAGGCUCGCCAAAUUCUGGAACAGACCCCAGUGAAGGAGCUGGUGAGCUUCAAGUGGAACAAAUAUGGCCGGCCGUACUUCUGCAUCCUGGCUGCCUUGUAUCUGCUGUACAUGAUCUGCUUUACCACAUGCUGCGUCUACCGCCCCCUUAAGUUUCGUGGUGGCAACCACACUGAUUCUCGAGACAUCACCAUCCUCCAGCAAAAACUACUACAGGAGGCCUAUGAGACACAUGAAGAUAUCGUCAGGCUGGUGGGGGAGCUGGUGAGCGUCAUUGGGGCUGUGAUCAUCCUGCUGCUAGAGAUCCCAGACAUCUUCAGGGUCGGUGCCUCUCGCUAUUUUGGACAGACAAUUCUUGGGGGGCCAUUCCAUGUCAUCAUCAUCACCUAUGCCUCCCUGGUGCUGGUGACCAUGGCGAUGCGGCUCACCAACACCAAUGGGGAGGUGGUGCCCAUGUCCUUUGCCCUGGUGCUGGGCUGGUGCAGUGUCAUGUAUUUUGCUCGAGGAUUCCAGAUGCUGGGUCCUUUCACCAUCAUGAUCCAGAAGAUGAUUUUUGGAGACCUAAUGCGUUUCUGCUGGCUGAUGGCUGUGGUUAUCUUGGGAUUUGCCUCUGCGUUCUAUAUCAUUUUCCAGACAGAGGACCCAACCAGUUUGGGGCAGUUCUACGACUACCCCAUAGCACUGUUCAGCACCUUCGAGCUUUUUCUCACUGUUAUUGAUGCACCUGCCAACUAUGCUGUGGACUUGCCCUUCAUGUUCAGCGUUGUCAACUUCGCCUUCGCCAUCAUUGCCACACUGCUCAUGCUCAACUUGUUCAUCGCCAUGAUGGGUGACACCCACUGGAGGGUGGCCCAGGAGCGGGAUGAGCUCUGGAGGGCCCAGGUCGUGGCCACCACAGUGAUGCUGGAACGGAAGCUGCCUCGCUGCCUGUGGCCUCGCUCCGGGAUCUGUGGGUGCGAGUACGGGCUGGGGGAUCGCUGGUUCCUGCGGGUUGAGAACCACAAUGAUCAGAAUCCUCUGCGAGUGCUUCGCUAUUUGGAAGUGUUCAAGAACUCAGACAAGGAGGAUGACCAGGAGCAUCCAUCUGAGAAACAGCCCUCUGGGGCUGGGAGUGGGACUCUAGCCAGAGCCUCCCUGGCUCUUCCAAAUUCCUCCCUAUCCCGGACCACAUCCCAGAGCAGCAGUCACCGAGGCUGGGAGAUCCUUCGUCAAAACACCCUGGGGCACUUGGAUCUUGGACUGAACCUUAAUGAGGGGGAUGGGGAGGAGGUCUACCAUUUCUGAUUAGCAUCGCUGUCACUCUUGACCUUACUCCAGAUUGGCCUGGGGACGGCGACAGAGAUGGAGACCUCUGCCUAUGCAAGUGUCUAACUUCUGUGCCUGUUAAUCAUGGGAGGGUGGGACAGAACAAUCCCGAAAGGGCCAUACCUCACAUUUCACAUCAGAAUUUUGGCAAUGGGUAAUGGUCAUCUAUUGUCUCACGUAUUUUCUGGGUUCUUGGAAGUCCCACAUCUCAGGAAAAAGGAGGUUGGCAAUUAAAGAUAUGAGGUAGGGAUGCUAGAUUAAUGUCAGGACCAUUUCUCUUCUGCCCCACGCAGACCCUAGAAAGUAGUAAGCUGUGAGGCUUUUCUGGCUCCCCAGGGCUUAUGUGGGAAGAGCCAGGCAUGGCAUAGAAGUUGUUGCCCUUCUUG
This is a messenger RNA of Rhinopithecus roxellana (golden snub-nosed monkey), 2943 nucleotides long. It is a transcript of the gene TRPV5, whose product is annotated as transient receptor potential cation channel subfamily V member 5. Lineage: Eukaryota; Metazoa; Chordata; Mammalia; Primates; Cercopithecidae. The transcript is spliced from 16 exons. Gene Ontology annotation, cellular component: membrane. Gene Ontology annotation, biological process: calcium ion import across plasma membrane. The record is from RefSeq and is a predicted model, not a curated record. Bases 83 to 2536 code for a protein of 817 amino acids. Gene Ontology annotation, molecular function: protein binding; calcium channel activity.